GAUAACACGACGGCGAUGCUGCGGGAGUGGCUGGAGGCGGUGGGGAAGGACUAUCACUCGGUGGUCUGGAAGGUGCAGGAGGAGCCCAGCUCCUACCCCGACGAGCUCGGGCCCAAGCACUGGAGCGACAAACGCUACGAAAACCUGAUGAGGCUGAAGCAGGAGGCUCUCACCUAUGCACGGGAGCAGCGGGCGGACUACGUCCUGUUUGUGGACACCGACAGCAUCCUGACCAACAACCAGACCCUCAAGUUUCUCAUGGCACAGAACAAGUCGGUGGUGGCCCCCAUGCUGGACUCGCAGACCUUCUACUCCAACUUCUGGUGUGGCAUCACGCCCCAGGGAUACUACCGCCGGACGGCUGACUACUUCCCCACCAAGAACCGACAGCAGGUGGGCUGCUUUGCUGUCCCCAUGGUCUACGCCACCUUCCUGAUUGACCUGCGGAAGGAGGAGACGUCACGGUUGGCUUUCUACCCGCCCCAUCCCAACUAUACCUGGGCCUUCGACGAUAUCAUCGUCUUCGCCUACUCCUGCCAGGCGGCCGGUGCGGAGGUCCACGUGUGCAACCAGCAGCGCUUUGGCUACAUCAACGUCCCCGUGAAGGCCCACCAGACGCUGGAGGACGAACGCGCCAACUUUGUGCAUCUCACGUUAGAGGCCAUGGUGGAUGGCCCCCCCAUGCAGCGCUCCAGGCACAUUUCCCUCCUCCCCAAGCCACUCACGAAAAUGGGCUUUGAUGAAAUCUUCCUCAUCAAUCUGGUGCGGAGGCCAGACCGGCGUCGGCGGAUGCUGGCGUCCCUGCGGGAGCUGGAGAUCGCCCCGCGGGUGGUGGAUGCCGUGGAUGGGAGCACCCUCAACAGCAGUGACAUCAAGGUGCUGGGCGUGGACCUGCUCCCUGGGUACUACGACCCCUUCUCUGGCCGCACGCUCACCAAGGGCGAGGUCGGCUGCUUCCUCAGCCACUACCACGUCUGGAAGGAGAUCGUGUCCCGGGGGCUGGAGCGGUCAGUGGUCUUCGAGGACGACGUGCGCUUCGAGGCCGCCUUCCCGGCGCGGCUGCAGCGGCUGAUGGAGGAGCUGGAGGGGGCGCAGCGUGACUGGGACCUCAUCGAGGAUUACAAGCGGCACUUCGCCCCCCGGGACCUGCUGGUGUUUUCGGCUCACCCCCUCCUGGUUUAUCCCACCCACUAUGCUGGGGACAGCAACUGGCUGAGCGACACCGAGACCUCCACCAUCUGGGAUGACGAUGCCAAGAAGACCGACUGGGCUGGCUCGCAGAAGACCCUGAGGGACUCACGGGGUGGUGCCGGCCACCUCCGCUCCACCGCCCAUGACGAGCUCUGAUGGGACGAGGGAUUGUGAUCCAGCUGGGAGCACUGCGGGCCAGUGGCCUGAUCCUGCCUGCUCCCGCUUGAGAGAUGCAGCUGCCCUGGACAGAUCCCCCCAGGGUCCUUCGAAUCUGCACGUGGCGAAUCCACCCAAGGCAGGAUUUGCCCCAGGGCUCCUGGAGAGCACUUUCACUGCCAGGUGGAGGGACCAGGGGAGCGCUGUGCUCCGUCUCUGCUGAGGACACGUCUCCAGGACUGCCCUGAGCGAUGCCAACUCCGCCAUCUCCCACCGGCUUGGACUUUGGGGAGCGUUUUUCAGGCCGGGGGCUGGCUCCCAUGGUGGCACACGUGGCCUCCUGCCGCCGACCGGGCUUGUCCCUUGCCUGUGCCAUGUCUGGGCUGAAGCGCAGGGAGGAUUAAAGCAGACUGUGUUUG
This is a messenger RNA of Aptenodytes forsteri (emperor penguin), 1766 nucleotides long. It is a transcript of the gene CERCAM, whose product is annotated as cerebral endothelial cell adhesion molecule. Bases 16 to 1347 code for a protein of 443 amino acids. The record is from RefSeq and is a predicted model, not a curated record. Lineage: Eukaryota; Metazoa; Chordata; Aves; Sphenisciformes; Spheniscidae. The transcript has 11 exons.